AUGGACUGGAAAUCCAUCGCUUCGUCCCGACAAGAACAUCGUUCCAACACCAUCGAUGCCGUGCACCCAGCAGUACCCAGAGUGUCAAAGCACCUGCCACGGAAUGUGACCGCUAUCCCCAAGCAGCUUCUGCCUCAACAUGUCAUUGAGAUCACGGAGCUGCCACCCGAGAAGCUGCUGGGAGACCUUGCCACUGGGAAAAUAUCCUCCGAGAAGGUUACCCGGGCAUUCCUCCAACGCGCUGGUCUGGCGUCAAAGCUCACCAACUGCGUCACCGAACUCUUGCCCGACAGAGCCAUUGCGCGCGCAAAGCACCUCGACGAGUACUUGUCGAGGCAUGGCAAGCCGACGGGCCCCCUCCAUGGAUUACCAAUCAGUGUCAAGGAGCAUGUGGCCAUGAAAGGCCUCGAUCUCAACGCUGGCUUCGUAGCUUGGGUGGGGCGGAUAGCAGAAGACGAUGCCCUGAUCUUGAAGCUGCUGUGGCAAGCUGGAGCAGUCUUCCACGCGAGGACCACAGAACCACAGACCUUGAUGCACCUCGAGACUUCCAACAACAUCUACGGCGUGACGGUCAAUCCGUACAACACCGACCUCACUUCGGGCGGGAGCAGCGGCGGAGAAGGCGCUCUGCUCGGCCUCAAGGGCAGCCCUCUCGGGAUCGGCACAGAUAUCGGUGGUUCGAUCCGGAGUCCUGCCGCCAACAAUGGCGUAUUUGGGCUGCGGCCAACGACCCACCGUCUCCCAGUGGGUGGCCUAGCAGCCACGAUGCAUGGACAAGAGCACAUCGUGCCUGUCAUUGGGCCAUUGAGCCAGAGCCUCGAGGGCGUCAAAGUCUUCAUGAAGGCCUUGAUUGACCAGAAACCGUGGCUCUAUGAACCAUCGCUGCUCCCAUUCCCGUGGCAAGCAUCACCGGAUUAUACGCUGUUGCGUAGAGGAGCCGACGGGAGACGCAAGCUCCGGAUCGGUGUACUGGCUGACGAUGGAAUCGUGAGACCGCAUCCCCCAAUCCUGCGAGGCAUCAACACCCUCUCGCAACGACUCCAGUCCAAUCCUGACAUCGAAGUCGUCGACUUCCCGCCAUACAAGCAUGACGAAGCGUGGAAGAUCGCCUCGACCCUCUACUUCGCAGACGGUGGCAGUGAAGAAGCAGAAGCUAUCGAAGCCUCGGGCGAGCCCUGGCGUCCGCUGUCCAAGUUCAUUCUAAAGGAGAAUCCGAGCGUCAAGGCGUUGACAGUCCCGGAGACGUGGGAAAUGACCGGCGAGCGGGAUGCAUAUCGCGAAGCGUAUGCCAGGUAUUGGAAUAGCAUCAAUACCGGUCUUCCCGGUCCCGACUCUGGCGUCCCCUUGGCGGUGGAUGCAGCAGCUGCCGUGAGCGACAAGAUGGUCGACGUGAUCCUCACACCCGUCGGUCCAGGCUGUGCACCACUGCUGGAUACGGCCCGGUAUUGGAACUAUGCAUCACAAUGGAAUCUGCUGGAUUAUCCGGCGCUCGUAUUCCCGACAGGGCUGUAUUGUGGGCCGGAGGAUGGCGCGGAGAGAGAAUAUACUCCGCGGAACGAACGGGAUGCGUACAACUACAAUCUCUGUAAGUGAUGCAUCACUCUCGACUUGGCAGUCUCCAAUGCAAUGCAAUGCAGACAGAUCGCUGACGAAUGCGUUUUUCAUACAGACGAACCGGAGAAGUACCGGGAUGCUCCCAUUUCAUUGCAGCUGGUCGGACGGCGCUACGAAGAUGAAAAGCUCAUCGAAGCUCUGGAGAUGAUUCUCGAGACUUACAAGACGCCUGUGUCCUCUACCAGCUCCAAGCUUUAG
Lecanosticta acicola is the source of this 1812-nucleotide messenger RNA. NCBI's taxonomy places the organism in Eukaryota, Fungi, Ascomycota, Dothideomycetes, Mycosphaerellales, Mycosphaerellaceae. The record is from the annotation of a GenBank genome assembly.